AAAAGUCUUCGUGCUUCAAUUAAGUGCAUUAGCAUCAAGAUGGACUGACACGUGCUUUAGGCCAGACUUGAAUAGUGGGGGUAGAAACAUGCUAUCUGUUCCUCAGGCUCCUCCUGCGAUGGCUGCUAGACCAACAUGGCAGUCAGAUGCGGACACCGCGGACAGGCAAAUGAUGACGGAACAUAUAUACCAGAUAUUUCAGGCAAGGAGACCGUCAACACAGCAGUAUAAUGCAAAGCUUCCAGAGUUUGUUAAGCGGCUGGAGGAGGGGCUGUAUCGGUCGGCAAAUAGCAAGGAGGAAUACACUGAUAUGAAAACACUUGAACAGCGUUUGCACGAUGUCGCGAAGCGCUUUGUUGGGCGCCCGUCCCAGCAGCAGGCUCCCCAGACCGGAGCGCCUGGAGGAGUGUUGCAGGGAGCCCCGAUGCAGCAGAACGGACUGCAGCAGCCUUCAUCUACUUCUGGACAAAUGCCAGGCAUGAUGAAUAUGGGUAUGCCAGGCAUGCCGGCGCAGUUUCAGGUUCCCCAAAGCCAGCCCAUGCAGACCCAGAGCUUCAUGCCCAGCACCGGAGGGCUGCCUGGUAGCAUGGGCCUACCUGACCCGCUACGCAACCAGAUGCCACAAUUAGGUGGCAUGGUUCCCACGCAGCCAAUGCAGCAGCUGGACCAGACUGGACAGUACCCGCAGCUCUUGGGCGGAAACAACCCAACUUUUAACUCAGCCGCGACCAUGCCCCAGAGCGUUAUGAGCAAUGGAGCUCCGGUGCUUAUACGUGGACAACGCGACUGGAACGGGAAUUCCGGGCAGCAGCUGCUUGGGGGACAACAGGGACAGCAAAACAUGAACAAGCUAACAAUUAACGGCCUCCUCCCGGGUCAGCUCGCAACUGGACCUGGAAUGAUGCAGCAGCAGCAACCUCUGCAGCAGUCCGGCUUCAUGCCCAACAGCUCAACAGGCGGUCCUGGUGGCAUGAUACCAAUGGGGAACAGCAUGGUCCCAAACACCGGCAUGGUCCCCAACGGAGGCAUGAUGCCAAGUGGCGGCAUGGUUCCCAACGGAGGCAUGGUCCCCACGGGCGGCAUGGUGCCCAACGGGGGCAUGGUCCCCACGGGGGGCAUGGUUCCUGGCGGCGGGAUGGUGCCAAACAGCGGCAUGGUUCCCAACAACGGCAUGGUCCCCAACAACGGAAUGAUGCCGAACGGGGGCAUGGUCUCGAGCAGCGGCAUGGUACCGAACAAUGGCAUGGUUCCCAACGGCGGCAUGGUGCCCACGGGAGGCAUGGUGCCCAACGGGGGCAUGGUGCCCAUGAUCCCUAACGGCGGCAUGGUCCCCAACGGCGGCAUGGUGCCAAACCCCGGAAUGGUGCCUAACAGCGGCAUGGUACCGAACAGCGGCAUGGUUCCCAACGGUGGCAUGGUCCCCACGGGCGGCAUGGUGCCGAAUGGAGGCAUGGUGCCGAUGAACACGGGGCUGCCUAUGAACACAGCCGGCUCGCCCCUGCUGGGCAGCGUCGGGAACUUUGGUGGGCCGCAGUCCGUGGGAGCCGGAGGCAUGGGAGGAAUGGGGCCAAGCCUGCCGGGCAUGGUCCCCGUUGGCGGCAUGGGUAACUCUGGCUCCUCGCUGCCGGGGAUGAUGCCAGUUCACAAUAACACGCCCGGCUUUUCCGGGAACAGCGGCGUGGGUGGGCCCAUGAUGAACCCCAGCAUGCCGCAACUUGGUCCCAACUCGGGCCCAACUCCGGCGCUAGGGGUGCCGGAGGAGAUGAACCCGAAGGUCCACGAGCAGUACGUGCAGAAGCAGCAGCGCUGGCUGCUGUUCUUGCGGCACUGCGCCAAGUGCCGGGCGCCCGGCGAGGAGUGCCAGCUGAAGACGCAGUGCAAGUUCGGCAAGCAGCUCUGGCAGCACAUCCUGUCCUGCCAGAACGCCGCGUGCGACUACCCGCGUUGCACGAGCUCGAAGGAGCUCUUAAAGCACCACCAAAAGUGCACGGCGCCGGCAUGCCCCAUCUGCGCUCCGGUAAAGGACUACGUUAAAAAGACCCGGCAGGCGACGCACCAGCAGCAGCAACAGCAGCAGCAGCAGCAACAACAGGGUUCGGGUGGGCCGUACAUGCCCGGCCAGCCGAACAUGAUCCCCAACGGCAUGAUACCCACGCAGCAACAACAGCAGCAGCAGCAACAACAACAACAACAGCAGCAACAGCAGGCGAUGCGGAUGAACAGCGGGCUGGGCGGGACGAAGCGCACUCACGACAUGAUGGGCGUGGGGCCGGGGGGCAUGGAGGGCAUGAGCAGGAUGGUGCCGGUGUCGGGCGGCGUGGGGGUGGGCAUGGGCAUGCCGGACCCCAUGCAGCCGCAGAUGCAGCCGACGCAACCGCAGCCGCAGGCGCAAGGGCAGCCGCCCAUGAUGCAGCCGCAGCAGCAGCAGCCCGCGCCUAAACGGCCCAAAACGGAGGACGUGUUGCGGCAGAACACGGGUACCUCGCUGCUGGAGACGUUUGACGCGAAGCAGAUCCGGGUGCACGUGGACCUCAUACGCGCGGCAGCGGUGACGCAGAAGGCGCAGCAGGCGCCACCGGAGAACCCGGAGGACGCUUGCAAGGUGUGCACCCUAACAAAGCUCUCGUUCGAGCCGCCGGUCAUCUACUGCACGGCGUGCGCGCUGAAGAUCAAGCGCGGGCAGAUCUUUUACAGCACGCCGCCGGAGCACGGCAACGACCUGAAGGGCUACUUCUGCCACCAGUGCUUCACCGACCAGAAGGGGGAGCGGAUCGUGGUGGAGGGGGUGUCCAUAAAGAAGACAGACCUGGUGAAGCGGAAAAAUGACGAGGAGAUCGAGGAGGGCUGGGUGCAGUGCGACAACUGCGAGGGCUGGGUGCACCAGAUCUGCGGCAUGUUCAACAAGGGCCGCAACAACAACGAUGUACACUACCUGUGUCCGGAGUGCCUAGCGUACGGCUUCGAGCGGGGGCACCGAGAACGGACGGUGAUCCGGCCCCAGGCCAUGUUGGAGGCCAAGGACCUGCCCACCAGCAAGCUGAGCGACUGGAUCACGGAGCGACUCAACCGGGAGCUGGAGCGGGAGCGCAUUCGGAGAGCGGAGCAGCAGGGCAAGCAGCCGCACGAGGUACCGGCUCCGGAGCCCCUCACCGUGCGCAUGAUCAACAGCGUGAUGAAGAAGUGCGAGGUGAAGCCCAAGUUCCUGGAAACCUUCGCGGCGGACGGCUACGCCUCGGAGUUCCCCUACCGGCAAAAGGUGCUGCUGCUGUUCCAGAGCCUCGACGGGGUGGACGUCUGCCUCUUCUGCAUGUACGUGCAGGAGUACGGCAGGGAGUGCCCCGCGCCCAACACCAACGUGGUGUACCUGUCGUACCUGGAUUCGGUCAAGUACUUCCGGCCGGAGAUCCCCUCGGCCAUGGGGCCCGGCGUGUCGCUGCGCACGUUUGUGUACCACCAGCUGCUGAUCGGCUACGUGGAGUUCACUCGCAACAUGGGAUAUGAGCAGAUGUACAUCUGGGCGUGUCCGCCCAUGCAGGGCGACGACUACAUCCUGUACUGCCACCCCACCAAGCAGAAGACGCCGCGCUCCGACCGGCUGCGCAUGUGGUACAUCGACAUGCUCAAGUCGGCGCGCGAGGAGGGCAUCGUGGUGCACCUGUCCACGCUGUGGGACUCGUACUUCGAGGGCGGGCGGGACCACCGCAUGGAGAAGUGCAGCGCCACGCACAUACCCUACAUGGAGGGGGACUACUGGCCGGGCGAGGCGGAGAACCAGCUGGCCUCCAUCGCCGACCACCAGCGCGGCGGCAAGGGGCCCAAGAAGGGCGCCACCAGCUCCACGGGCGCGGUGCUGCCCAGCCGCAAGGCGGGCUCCAAGGGCAAGCGCUACGGCGGCGGGCCGGCCACCACGGACGAGCAGCUCAUGUCGCGGCUGGGGGAGAUCCUGGGCGGCAACAUGCGCGAGGACUUCAUCGUGGUGCACAUGCAGCAGCCCUGCACCUUUUGCAGGACGCACAUCCGCGGACCCAACAUCGUGUACCGCUACCGGGUACCCCCCGGCGCCACGCCGCCCAAGGCCGCCCCGGAGCGCAAGUUCGAGGGCAUCAAGCUGGAGGGCGGCGGCAUGUGCGUCCCCGUGGGCACCGUGACGCAGCUGACGGUGUGCGAGGCGUGCUUCCGGGAGGAGGAGACGCGGCUGAUGACCAACCAGCAGCUGCGGCUGCCGGCGGGGGUACUGCCCUCGGACCUGGUGGUGGAGAAGCUGGAGGAGCAGCCGCUGUGGGACCGAGACCCGGACGGCGACAUGGAGAGCGAGUUCUUCGAGACGCGGCAGACCUUCCUCUCGCUCUGCCAGGGCAACCACUACCAGUUCGACACGCUGCGGCGCGCCAAGCACAGCAGCAUGAUGGUGCUCUACCACCUCCACAACCCGCACUCGCCCGCCUUCGCCAGCAGCUGCAACGUGUGCCAGGCGGAGAUCGCGCCGGGGUGCGGCUUCCGCUGCACCGUCUGCACCGACUUUGACAUGUGCGAGAGCUGCAAGCUCAACGUGGGCCAUGCGCACCCCGUCGUGCCGCACAAGCGCGCGCUGGACGAGACCCGGACGCGGUUAACGGAGGCGGAGCGGCGCGAGCGUAACGAGCAGCUGCAGAAGACGCUGGCGCUGCUGGUGCACGCGUGCAGCUGCCACAACAACGCCUGCACCAGCAAUAGCUGCCGCAAGGUGAAGCAGCUCUUCCAGCACGCGGUGCACUGCCAGGCCAAGGUGACGGGCGGCUGCCAGCUGUGCAAGAAGAUGUGGUGCCUGCUCAACCUGCACGCCAAGAGCUGCACGCGCUCGGACUGCCCGGUGCCGCGCUGCAAAGAGCUCAAGGAGCUGCGGCGGCGUCAGACCAACCGCCAGGAGGAGCAGCGCCGCGCCGCGUACGCGCAGAUGCUCCGGCAGCAGGUUGCCAUGUAGAUACCCGGGGACCCACUGCAUCCCGGCCCAUACCCACCAUGCAUGCGGCCACCCGGCUGCUGGCGCCGCGGGCGCAGCUGCUGCAGGUAGCUUGGCUGUGUCGGCCGAGCUGCAUGUGUGGUCUUGCUUACGGCUGUUACUGUGUUGUUAGAUGCACCGUGGCAGACACGCAUGCGGGCAUGCUGAGAGUGUUGGCCGCCCGUGCUUGGGGCCGGUUUUUUGGGAUCCUUGGCGAGCUAGCGCUGCUUUGCAGCGGCCUCGUUGUAGCGGCACUGCUGCUAGUGGUAAGGGCCCGAUGUUGCGGCGAGAGGCUGCUUGUUGGUGGAACAGGAAGUGGACUGUUAGGAGGACGGGCCGGAGGCUUGCGUUGAUUGUACACUUGUUUCGUUUCGUUGUUCCAUGCCCUCGGGUUGGGUUGGAAGGGUUGGGGAUGCUCCAGCAGGGUACAAACAUUGCGACCGGAUGAGGGAUGAUGAGCUUUUUAUAUGGAUUGUGGAUUCGUGGAUUCGACCAUGUUGUCAGCGGCGCGCUCAUUCCACUUUGUGUGAUGGGCGGUGGAAGGGCGCCGUGUGUGGUGGUGGUGGUGUGCACACAGUUAUAAUCGCAUGCGCACUCUUUGUCCAUGAUGAUUUAUCAACGGCGGUUUCCGUGCGGCAGAAACACUGCGGUCGGGACGCCUGGUGGGCGAUUAACGGUACUAACCAGGGACGAUGAGAGUGGCAUGCAUGGGGGACUAUAGGCGAUGGACGGGAUGCUAUAAGACCAGAGCAGUUGGGCCCUUUUAGUAAAUCACGGUUCGUGCAGCAACCGGCGUGUGGCGUAGGGCUCUUGCGCCGCCUGCAAUCCGUGGCUCUUGAGCGGGGAGAUACGCUGACAUUUUCACCGCAAACGCUGCGAGCGCAAAAGAGAGCCGCGUGGCUGUGCCUCAUGGGCAGUCCUUGUGCGUAGCCGUGUGUGCCUCAGCAUUCGCAGAUUUGCGUGUUGUGUGUGUGGAAGUGUGAGUGUUACGGUGCGCGUGUUUGUGUGUGAGUGUUUAAGCAUGUCCGUUUUGCGAACGUGGGCUUUUACCCUGCGCACAAGUGCAGGAGCGAGAGGGACGCACACCAAUGGCCACACACAAGGACAGGACAGAAACACACUUGGUUGCAGACGCUUGCUAAAGCUUAUAAUGUGGUGGUGGUGUUUUUGACGUUGGAUCGCUUUCCUUUUGGACCUCUUUCGAGACGAAUUCCCGCUAUAGGCGCUGGCUGCACCGGAGGACACAAUCCCUCACCUGUUUUUACGGCUGCUGUGUGGUUUACGGCAGCAGCACACAGCCCGUUACGGUGCACAUGUACUAUCUUCCCUGACCAUCUUGUGUGUGUUACGUGUUCUGACAGGCGCAUGGCGCCAAGUCUUAUAUUACUGGCCAGCACUGGCAUGACACUUCCUUCCUGGCUACGCACGAGGCUCCUAAUAAGCCCCUGCGGACAGGUGCCCCCAGGGCCCACUGUAUGAAAGGGCUGUAACCGGGUAGCGGCUCCUCUGGUCGGCUUCCGUACUCCCCUCAUG
Astrephomene gubernaculifera is the source of this 6511-nucleotide messenger RNA. NCBI's taxonomy places the organism in Eukaryota, Viridiplantae, Chlorophyta, Chlorophyceae, Chlamydomonadales, Astrephomenaceae. The record is from the annotation of a GenBank genome assembly.